AACUGUCACUCGCCUCCCUUACAUAAGAUUUUUUUGUGUUUUUUGGCUAAACUUGAAAUUGAUGUGAGCCUUUUUCGGACUUUUUGCUGCUCGAGAUGAUACGUAAAAUGGCGUUUUCAAGCCCACUUUUGGCUGCAGCUGCUGUCGAAAGUCGCGCUGAUGGCAAAAAAGACGAGAAAGGAUACUUGCACACGUAUCAAGGCAGUGCGAAACGGGAUCCCGAUGUGAAGCCCGUCAUCAUGAAACCAUCGGAAUUGCCACUUUACACUCCUGCAAAUGCGGAAAUCAAAUCUCAUCAUAAAACCGAGGAACGCAAACCGGCAGCUCACGUCGUUGCAAUUGAAGACGGCUUUCGAACGAUCCGCGAGUCAAUUCAAGGCGUCACCGGAAGUAUUUCCGAUCAAAAGGGACAACUUUACGGAUACAUCGAGCAUGCAAAGGACCAGACAAAGUUUGUUCGUGAUUACCUCAACGAAGAAGACAAUUCGCUUCCAAGAGCGGGUGCUAUUGCUGUCGGUGGUUUAGCUGGCAUGAUUUUCGGCUUGCGUGGCGGAUUCUUCAAAAAGUUGAUAUACACUUCGAUAGGUGCGGGCGGUAUUGCGUCAAUUUGCUAUCCGAAAGAGGCGAAAGUUUAUACGGAACAAGCGCUUGUCGAAGGGAAGAAAUACGCGACUAUUGGAUUGAAUUUCGUCUAUGGAGUGAAACCCGGAGAUGCGAAUCAGAAACAAUUGCCACAUAUUCCAACAAAUUUAGAUGAACUCAAGAAUUGUGUCUCAGAUCUUGGCAAAUCAGCUUACGACGCAGUAUUUGGCGACAAGAAGAAAUAAAUUGACGAGAAAAGUUUUAUUGAAAUGUUACGAUUGUGAAGUACUUGAGGCAGAAACAGUUUAAAAAAAGUCAACAAAUAAAAUAAAUUAUAAAAAAAUUAUAUUUUUCUUAUAAAAAUGGAGAAAUGUUUUCUAAUUUUCAGGCUGGUUAAAAAAAUUU
Messenger RNA from Culicoides brevitarsis, 987 nucleotides. It is a transcript of the gene Mic26-27, whose product is annotated as MICOS complex subunit MIC27. Gene Ontology annotation, cellular component: MICOS complex. NCBI's taxonomy places the organism in Eukaryota, Metazoa, Arthropoda, Insecta, Diptera, Ceratopogonidae. The transcript is spliced from 5 exons. Gene Ontology annotation, biological process: cristae formation. Bases 96 to 827 code for a protein of 243 amino acids. The record is from RefSeq and is a predicted model, not a curated record.